AUGCCGUCAGCACCGAAUGCCGAUCUGUUCCUGAACGUUGACAAAUGGCGCUCUGCUGAGCCACAGCUGUCUUCCAUUGUGGCCCAGCGACAGCCUAGCGACAUCAUGGACGGCAGGUGGGGAAGUCGUUUCGUUGUGCUCAUUGCGCUGCCGUACCGUCCCCAGCUCGACAUGUCCUAUAAGCUAGCAACGAAGCGUGCCCUCGAGGUCGAUGCCCUCUCGCCAAUGGACGCAAAUGCCCAACGACUACCGCCCAAAGCUACCGAGCUGAAACCUAGGGCCGCGCCUGUCAAGGCGAAGAACAAGGACCACCCGCCACCGCCUCCUGCUGAGGUUCCAGAGCCUCCAAGCUCUGACAGACCCAAUGGAGCGACCUACACCGUGGGAAAGAUGCUGGGCAAGGGCGGGUUCGCCAUCUGCUACGAAGGCCAAUUACAGCCCACCCGGCAACGAUUCGCCCUGAAGAUGGUGAAGAAGCAGAUGCCCUCAAAGAUGGAGUCUAAGAUCCACUCCAAGAUGAAGCACAAGAACAUUGUGCAAUUCUUUCGAGCCUUCUCCUUCAACGAAUGCACGUUUCUGACCCUCGAGCUGUGUCCUAAUGGCUCGUUGAUGGACAUGGUGAAGCGACGAAAGGGUCUCACAGAGGCAGAGGUCCGAUUCUACUCGGUCCAGAUUGCCGGUGCCAUCAAGUACAUGCAUGCCAAGGGAGUCAUCCAUCGCGACUUGAAAAUGGGCAACAUCUUUCUCGACGCAGGGAUGAACGCAAAGAUUGGUGACUUUGGUCUCGCAGCACUUCUGGUUACCGGCAAGGACAUGCAGACCAUUCGCCGGACGACGCUCUGCGGCACCCCUAACUACAUCGCCCCGGAGAUUUUGGAGAAGGGCAGGACAGGUCAUGAUCAUAGUGUCGAUUUAUGGAGCUUGGGCGUCAUUGUCUUCGCCAUGUUGACGUCGAAACCACCAUUUCAAUCGACGACUACUGACGAGAUUUACCGAAGGGCGAGGGAGUUGGACUAUGAGUGGCCCAGCAACAACAGCGGGCAGUGCUUCACAAGCGACGAAAUCAAGGACCUUGUUGCUACCAUGCUUCAAGAUCCCAAAUACCGAUUGUCGCCUGACGAAUUCAUCGAGCACCCUUUCUUCACAUCCGGGUACAUGCCCUCAGAAGCGGAAAUGACACCUCGCCUGCGCGAACUACCACCGGACAAGCAGGAGUUCUACAUGACUCGGCUCACCUCUUCUUCUGCGCAGAGGGCCAGUGACGAGAACUUUGUCACAAUGUGCCGAGAAUGUUACGUUGGACCCCUCGGCGAAGCGGGCACGCUUUAUGCACAAGUCUGGAAAGAAAUGGCUGCCGAGGAAAAGGCUGGUUUAACUCCGAUGAUUCCGUUGGCAGACGAGAUUGUCUACAGACCUUUUGACGAAUGGCUUGAGGAGCAGCAGCAGGACUCUACUUUGAAGCUCAAAUUAGCAGGCUCCAUUCGCAGUCACGCCCGCGCUCAGCGCGACCCGGGCGAGAGCUCUUCCCAAAAGGCCCCCACUGGUCUGCUCAGGCAGCCGCCUCAGAGCUUUGCAGCUCAGCAAAGGGCGCAGGGUCGUCCACUGCCAAGUCGAGCUAUUCCCAGUCGCCCGGCAGCGACUGCAGCUGCAGCUCCGAAGACAAGAGCUGCAGUGGACAGCGCCGAUGCAGAAUCAGGCACUCAGACUGUCCGACAGCGUGUGCGGAGAGAGGUUGUUCGGGAGGCACCUCUGGCAAGCGUGGCAGUGACAAAUUCGAAAGCAGAGAGUGCACUUGAGCCUAGGACGGGUGCCAGGACUGUGCGAGAGAGAACGAGAGAGCCACGACAGAUGCCAAUGGACCCUACUUCAAAGGUCUCUGAGAAAGGGUCACUUGCGUCUUCCAUGUCUUCCAUGGCUUCGUCCACUUCUCACCGCCGGCAAAAGUCCAACUCCAUGCAAAUGGGCUCCCUUUUCAGCCCUACCGAGCGCCAAGCGCCUCUUCGUGGAUCCGAACCCGAUGCCAUUCUGGAUCGUUUGAGGAGACUGCAAACGGAGAUGGAGAGGGCUCUCAACGCUCGAUCCAUGGCAUUUGUCAAUUCCAAGCAAAAGUCGGUGCCUUUGCCGCAUAUCGUUGUGAAGUGGGUUGAUUACACGAACAAAUUCGGUCUCGGCUACAUUUUGAACGACGGUGCUGUAGGUUGCAUCUUGCGAGACAUUCCUGCAACUGAGGGCACCAAGACAGUGAUGCUCCCCCCAGCGGGCAUCACUGUGAAGAAUGGUGAAAGGCACCUUCAUCGCCGGCACGACCGGGAGUACGCAGACCGAUACCAGCCGGUCCCCAUGUCGGAGCCCAUCAAAUUCUUUGAGAACAAGGGUGAAGCAGGGCUAUCCGAGGUCGAGGUUUCAUCGCAGGCUUUCAGAGUGACGAUAAAUGCAGACGGCACAGUCGGCAAGAUGAACCCCGGCACGGACCUCUUUCAGCACCGAAAGCGCGAGAGGAUCAUUCUGUGGAAGAAGUUCGCCAACUACAUGAUGGCCAACGGAAGGGAGGAUGCAGGUGAGGGCGCAGAGAGCGCCAUGCCACCUGGUGAGGCUGGGCCCGGCGCAGACGUGGUCACCUUCUAUCAGAGGUUUGGCGACGUUGGCUGUUGGGUCUAUGGCGAUGGGCACAUGCAGUUCAACUUCCCGGAUCACACCAAGAUUGCGAUCGAUGCCACUGGCACCUGGUGCCACUUCUGGCAUCUCCCCGAGGGAACAGCCAACAGACUAGCCGCUGACGGCGAAAUGGAAGCUAGUGAACUGGAUAACAGAGGCAUGCUCUCUUACCCUCUACAAACGAUGCUCAACUUCCACUCAAGGUCCUCGGCACGUUCCACUACGCGCCAGCGACCGGUCAUUGGAGCCGACGAGAUCAACAUCCCCACGUCAAACGAUUUUCGUCGCAAAGUCGAGUUCAUCAAGAAUGUUGUCAAGGAGUGGGUGAACAACGGUGGCAUGGGCAACAGCUCCAUGGAUAGAGCCACCCGCCAACGUUGGACGGGCCACCGUGAGCGAACCAGCUCAUCCGAACUGCUCAAGCACGUAUGGGUGACUGUGGGUGCGCGAUGGGGUGACCAGCGUCUCACUACUCUCUUUGACCCCCGCAAGCCAUGGGACCUGGGCGAGGAUAUCGAGACCUCAAGUAGUAGAAGAUGA
Messenger RNA from Emericellopsis cladophorae, 3195 nucleotides. RefSeq lists its product as uncharacterized. Gene Ontology annotation, cellular component: spindle pole body; centrosome; cytoplasm. Lineage: Eukaryota; Fungi; Ascomycota; Sordariomycetes; Hypocreales; Bionectriaceae. Gene Ontology annotation, molecular function: protein kinase activity; protein binding; ATP binding. The transcript is spliced from 5 exons. The record is from RefSeq and is a predicted model, not a curated record. Bases 1 to 3195 code for a protein of 1064 amino acids. Gene Ontology annotation, biological process: regulation of cytokinesis; regulation of protein localization to mitotic spindle pole body; protein phosphorylation.